AGGUUGCAGUGGAGGACGUAGGGCGGGACUUUUUCCGUCUUCUUCUUCAAGUGUUUCGCAAAACUUUAGGCUGCAGCAGCUCAGCAUUUGGUGGAGAAGCAGAACCUGGAAGAAAGAGAGGAAAAAGAAAUCCUCUCCCAUAGACUGAUAUCAUGGAAGAGGAAGUCGUCAAGGAGGACACCACCCCGGCGCAGAGCCCUCUGGUCGCUGUCAGCUUCCAGCAGAAUCACCAAAGAGCACAGAAAUAUCUGGAGGCUGAACCCAAGGCUCUGGGGGUAACUCAGAUUGUCCUCAGUGUGUUUCAAAUCACAUGUGUGACUGUGUUUCUGGCCAGUGGCUUAAGCAGAGUGCCGGUCGAAGUCCCCUGCUUCAUCUGUUCUAUACUGGUGAUCAUAGCUGGUGGUGUGGCUGUUGCAGCUCAGAACCUCCGUUUGCCAACACUCAGAGCCUGUUUGGGGAUGCAGGUCGUAGCAUGCAUCGCCUCCUUUCUCAAUUUGCUUCUCACCUUGGACAAAGUGGGCUACACACCCUCCAUCUGUUGGCAUUACAGCUAUGAGAACAUGACGCAAGAAUAUGGAGAAAGAUGCUACAACAUCGAGAGCGCUGUUUCCCAUUUAUUUGCUGAGUGUGCAAUCAUCCAGGCUGUGAUGUUCGCCAUCUCUGUAACCUUGGCCUCGUACUGCUGUAAGGUGGUCAACUGCUGCACAACAGGACCAAAAAUGACUGUGAUCACCGUUCAAGCCCCGGCAGUCCAGCAGUGAGGAGACAUGCUAAUGCUACAACAGUUAGCUUUAAUAAAAGAAUAAACAUCGAUUCUUUAAUACUUAGCUGUAGCUGAAUAAUUAAGGUCCAACAGAGAAAGGUAGGUCCAAGAUAGUUUUGGUACUAACAGCAGAGUGGUAUAUGACGGAGGAACCUGAGCAGCUGAAGGAAAUGCAAGUGCCACUUUGUUAGGGAAUAUAUGGCUUGACUUUUCUAUCGAUGACUCUAUACACACGACUAUGACGGAGUAUUGAGGCCAAACUGAGGAUUAAAAGUAUCUGAAAUGAGAGGAUUAAUUAUAGGACCACUGUAAGAGUUGUAAGUUUACUAGAAUAAAGUCACGAGUUUAUGAGAAGAAAAUCCCAAAUUUACCAGAAUAACAUUUACGAGAUUAAAGACAUGGAUUUAGAUGAUGUAAUUUGGGUCUUGGCCACCAGUGGGUCAGACUGAGAAACAUCUUGUGUCCUAAUGCUUUAGAACACCACGAGGAAAUACUUACUGCCAAUAUAAAUCUUUUCUCUGUGAUGUUUCAAGGUGUGUGCUUUUUCCUUUUUUUUCUUUGUAUUUUUUUUAAAGUUGUUUUUUUUAUCUUGUUCUUUGUUAUUUUUGGAGACACUGAAUUUUCAACAUAGUAAAGUAAAAACAUUGAAAUUUUACUGAUUUAUAGCAUAUUGUUACGCUUUCAUUAUUAAUUAUUUUUCUACUCUACUUUUAUAUAUUUCUAUAUUCCUGCUUUUUUCUUCAUCCCGCAAAGUACGUUCACUUCAAGACUUUCUAAUUGCUUAUACUUUUGUAAAAAUACAAGAAUACUACAAUAACAACACAUCACUGUGGCAUUACUUUUACGGACCAUCAAUGUAUAUUUACCACUGUAAUAAUCCCAACAGCACAUAUUGUCAAAGUUAUCACAUGUGAACUGAAUGUGUACGUAUUGUGUUGUGUAUUUGAUAACAUUUUUGUUAUGUUAACUAACCAAACUCAAUGUCAGCACUUAUGAACUCUAUAUACAUAAUAAUAAAAAAAUCACAGUUAUUUUUACAAAGAAA
Molecule: messenger RNA, 1808 nt
Organism: Cynoglossus semilaevis (tongue sole)
Lineage: Eukaryota; Metazoa; Chordata; Actinopteri; Pleuronectiformes; Cynoglossidae
Exons: 7
Coding region: 153-761 (202 amino acids)
Source: RefSeq, a predicted model, not a curated record